UUGGUCUUUAAUGAAAAAUCUGGCCUACCCGCGAAUACACAAACAGCAACAAAAGAAAAAUGGAAGUACAAACAGGCUGUGAAAAUAUGUUUACUAGCACUCCAAAAGCAAACGCCAGCAAAAAUAUGACUACAGAACGUCAUGAACGCAAAACAUUAGGAACACUUCAAGCUGAGACAGUUCCAGAAAGCAAGCAUCAUACUCCCUUGCCAAAAUGUAAAGACACAGUUGAAGGCAAACACAAGACUAAAGUAUAUUAUGGUGAAGUCCACUUCCCUAGCACACCCCACCUUGUGAAAGUCUAUGAAGAUAAAAGAGUGCCUGACAAAAGCUCAAUCACUCACUGCUCCAGAGGCUGCCAAACAGAUCCUUCACUCUUGAAUGAUUUAAUACAAAAAGAACUUGAGAAUCAAAUCACAGAUCCCAAUGACAGCGGCAGAGUGUCUGGAUUUAUCAACCAGGAAGUUCACGACCUGAUCGCCAAAGAAGAAAUAUCUGAACAUUACUGGAAAGAUUUGGCAGAGGAAAGACGAAGAGCAUUGAAGGAAGCCUUAUCUGAAAAUGAAAAGCUCUCCACUGAAAUUGAUUUGCUGAAAGAGGAAAACAACAGACUAUCCCAGAUUGCUGUCCAAGCUCAAUCUUUAAGAGACAUGCUAGAUGGCAUGAUAUCAGAUGACGAUCCUGAAGAAAGUGUUUUAGAGCAAGAUUCAGCUCUGUCUAAUGAUUCCAAAGACCCAGUAAGAGAUAAAGGCCAGCAAAGCCAAGAGUAAAGAGACUAUUUGUCAUUUACAUGAAUGAGUGUUGUUUUUAAAUUUAGUUAUAUGAUUUUUUUAAAAAUAUUAUAUAUCAGUGCAGAAGCUAGUCACAUUAUGACCACUCCUACAACCUGGACCUAAGAUUGAAAAGGUUGAAUGUUUGAUAGAAACUGCUUGCAGGUGUGAAAAUGAACUCUUGAGUUAUCAGGUUGUACUUUUACAAAUGAGAGCAAUUAUGAAAUAAAAUGUAUUAUGUUAAUUCACAAAGUAAUGUAUUUGUUGACAUUUUUGUUCAGCAUGUGUUCAAAUAAGGAGGUGCUGUGGCUGAGCAGCGAAGUGCCUGGCUUCCGAACCGGUGUCUGAGGUUCGAAUCCUAGUGAAGACUGGGAUUUUUAAUUUCGGUAGUUGGGGAAAAGUAAAGGCGGUUGGUCCUUGUGCUGGCCACAGUAACAGAUGACCUUUACACCAUCUGCCCUGUAGACCACAAGGUCUGAAAGGGGAACUUA
This is a messenger RNA of Biomphalaria glabrata, 1261 nucleotides long. RefSeq lists its product as uncharacterized. The record is from RefSeq and is a predicted model, not a curated record. Gene Ontology annotation, cellular component: nucleus. Gene Ontology annotation, biological process: negative regulation of cell cycle; negative regulation of DNA replication. Lineage: Eukaryota; Metazoa; Mollusca; Gastropoda; Planorbidae. The transcript is spliced from 7 exons. The coding region runs from base 60 to 770 and encodes 236 amino acids.